GUUUGUCUAGUUGUCUGUGUCUCAUUUACCACAUUUCUCUCUAAUUAGUGGAUUUGAAGAUCGUGUCUGGCAGAUUCUAUCUGAUUUCUGAUCAGAAGAGGAAGAAAGAGAAGAGAAAAGAAACAUUUUUUCCUCUCUCUCUCUACAAGAACUAAAGGAGACAGCUUUAUCUCUCUCUCUGUUCAGGUUCUGGGUUUAGAGAGAUCUUGUAUGUUGAUUUUGUGAUCAGAGAGAGAGAGAGAGAUGGGAGGUUGUGUGUCAACGCCCAAGAGCUGUGUGGGAGGUAAAAUAAGGUCAAGCAAGAGGAGAAAGACUCGGACAAGACGAAAGAUUCAGAAGAAGAGAGUUGUGUCUUCUUCUCGCUUAUCUGAUGGAUCUUUCGAUAAUCACGAUCGUUCUUUCUCUAAUCCCACUUUCAGAGCAAGCGUUGAUGAAGCAUGGUUUGAUUCCAACCUCGCCUUUGAAACCGACUGUGACGAUGAUUUUCACAGUGUUCAGGAAGAUAUGUUGUCUGUAAAUGGAGGUGAGCGUAUCUCAGUAUCGAGUAUGUCGUCUGUUAAAGACUCAAACCUUGGCGGUUCUGCACGGAAUUCUCUAAGCGAUGGUCCCAAGACUUCCAAUUCUCACUCAACCGUAGAUGAUGUCAUCUCACAAUCAAAAUCAGAGAGUACUUUGACUGACACUAAGCAGCCUGUUUUUAUCGACGAGAUAUCUUCAAAUGCUGAUGAUAGCUCUAGAAAAGAUGAAGGAUUGUUGGAAAACUGCGGGAUUCUGCCAAGCAAUUGCUUGCCUUGUCUUCAUUCGACUGUUCCUUCUAUUGAAAAGAGAAGAUCUUUAAGCUCUAGCCCUCCAAGUACGAGGAAAAAAGCUGCGCUUAAACUAUCUUUCAAGUGGAGAGAAGGACACCCUACUGGUCCUUUAUUUUCUACAAAGAUGCAGUUGCAGAGACCAAUGGCAGGUUCUCAGGUUCCGUUUUGUCCCCUUGAAAAGAAAAUGUUCGAUUGCUGGUCUAUCAUUGAGCCUGGUAGUUUCCGGGUUCGUGGCAAAACUUAUUUCAGAGAAAAGAAGAAAGAGUUUGCACCAAACUAUGCUGCAUAUAAUCCAUUUGGUGUCGAUGUAUUUUUAUCUCAACGUAAAAUAAACCAUAUAGCGCAAUACGUGGAGCUUCCUGUUAUUAAUACCACCUCGACCAAGCUCCCAUCAAUACUUGUUGUAAAUGUUCAGAUUCCAUUGUAUCCAGCUGCAAUCUUUCAAGGUGAAACUGAUGGAGAAGGAAUGAAUUUUGUUUUAUACUUUAAACUUUCGGAUAAUUAUUUAAAGGAGCUUCCACCUCAUUUCCAAGAAAGCAUUCAGAGAUUAAUAGAUGAUGAGGUUGAGAAAGUUAGGGGAUUUGCUAUGGAUACAAAUGUACCAUUUAGAGAACGAUUAAAGAUAUUGGGGCGUGUUGCAAAUGUAGAUGAUCUCCAGUUGAACGGUGCAGAGAAAAAACUCAUGAAUGCUUAUAACGAAAAACCCGUGUUAUCACGCCCACAACAUGAGUUCUACUCGGGUGAAAAUUACUUCGAGAUUGAUAUCGAUAUGCAUAGGUUCAGUUAUAUAUCGCGGAAAGGAUUCGAAGCAUUUCUAGACAGGCUUAAGCACUGUGUUCUUGAUGUUGGACUCACAAUUCAGGGGAAUAAAGCAGAGGAACUACCAGAGCAAAUACUGUGUUGUGUCCGGUUAAACGGGAUUGAUUACAUGAAUUAUCAUCAGUUAGCUCUUAGUCAAGAAUUCCUAUAAUCAUAGUGAACACAAAAUUGUGUUUUCUUUAUUCUUUUUUCCUUCUUUUGUUGUUACUCAAGAACACAAAAUCUAAGGGCUUUUUCUCCAUUUGAAGAACACAAUAAUGAAAGGGAUGAGUAUAUAGAAAUA
This is a messenger RNA of Capsella rubella, 1911 nucleotides long. RefSeq lists its product as uncharacterized. The record is from RefSeq and is a predicted model, not a curated record. The transcript has 9 exons. The coding region runs from base 244 to 1779 and encodes 511 amino acids. Lineage: Eukaryota; Viridiplantae; Streptophyta; Magnoliopsida; Brassicales; Brassicaceae.